Molecule: messenger RNA, 4215 nt
Organism: Cylindrotheca closterium
Lineage: Eukaryota; Bacillariophyta; Bacillariophyceae; Bacillariales; Bacillariaceae
Source: the annotation of a GenBank genome assembly
AUGUCGGUCGAAGAUGGAUGCAUGCAAGAAAAUAGGGCCAGGUACCAACAAACCCAGACCCCACAUCCAACUCCUCCUAUGUCUGAGCCACUCUACACUAUGUUUACGGGCCCUGACGCCGACAACAACCAACAACUUCUUCUGGAGGGCAAACUCCCCAUCUCUGCUGGCCUGGCUUACCCUACCCAAGCCUUCCUUCGCCACUGUCGGCUGCACGACAGUUACCGGUCUCGUCCUUUCCCCUUGACGGUUGAAGAGCACGUGGACUUUUGGAGUGGCACCCCUGAGAACAAGGGUUCUGAGCCCCACGGCCUCCAUAAUGGCCACUUCAAGGCAGGCGCCCUCUUGGAACUGUUGGUUUCUUGUGAUACGGCGUUUUGGGACCUUCCACUCCGUUCAGGCCAUGUUCCGGAACUCUGGAAGAACCUGAUGAACUUUGCGAUUGAGAAGAAGCCUGGUGACUUCCGCCCACAAGGGAUGCGGACCAUCCAGCUGUUCAACUCGGAGGCUCAAGCCAACUACAAGAAAGCGGGUCGGGCUGCAAUGAAGAAUGCUGAAGAGGAUGACAUCAUCCCUAAAGGACAGUGUGGGUCACGGAAGCAGCACCAGUCCAUUGAUCUCGCCCUUUCCAAACGAUUGAUCUGGGACUCGCUCAUCCUGGAACGACAGUCUUCCGGCUGGAUCUCGAACGACGCUAAGUCUUGCUUCGAUCGCAUUGUUCACUGGGUAGCGAAGACGGCCUUGCGGAGAUUUGGCCUGCCGGUCACUGUCACCAAUCUAAUGUUUGAUAUCUUGGCAAAGGCUAAACACAGGGUCCGAACCGGCUUUGGCGACUCGGCUCGGACCUUUGGGCCCACUGGCGAUGUUCCCUUCCAGGGCUGCGGUCAAGGCAAUGGCGCAGGCCCAUGCAUCUGGGUUGCAAUCAGUACCAUCCUCAUUGACGCCAUGGAGGCCGAGGGAUUUGGGUACAAGAGCCGAACUGCCCUCACCAACAAGGAGUUCUUCGCUUUGUGCUUCUGCUUUGUUGAUGACACCGAUGUCAUGGAGUCCAAUGACAACGUGGAGACGACUGGCGAAGACCUCCUUCCUUUGGUACAGUCGGCUUUGGACCUUUGGUCGGGUGGCAUCAGUGCCACUGGUGGAGCUAUCAACCCGGCGAAGUCCUUCUGGUGGCUGAUUGAUUUCAAUUGGCGGCCGUCCUCUGGCACGUGGGUGUUUCGAAGGAAGGCUGAAAUGCCUGGCAAACUGACCCUUCAAGACCCUACUGGGCCGUGGGCGACACUACGACGCCUCCAACCAGAUGAAGCUGAACGGACCCUGGGAGUCAUGAUGGCCCCACUUGAGACCGGAACUGCACAACACCUUGCCCUGCGGGAGAAGGCCAAGAACUGGGCAGCCAAGUUCCGUCCCCAACAUCUACUUCCCUAUGACGUUCUUCCCUUGCUCAAGGCAACCGCCUUGAAAACUUUGGAGUACGUGAUGCCCCUUUCCACACUGGGACGCUCCGACUGGGUGUCCAUCAUGUCACCGAUCCUUCAAGCGAGUUUGCACAAAGCUGGGGUUUGCCGUUCCUUUCCCCGCGUCGUGGUCUUUGUCCCUCUGAAGUACCAGGGAUUGGGUAUCCCGCAUCCUUUCGCCCUUCAAGUCUUCCACCAUCUCAGUGUCCUGAUGCGCCAUUCGGCCCACCGUACCAAGACCGGCCAGUACCUGGAGGCCAACCUACAGUCCCACCAACUCGAAACGGGCACCUCCUGUCCCCUUCUUCAACAAGAACCCACCAACACCGGGAUCCUUGCCUCCGAAACCUGGCUCAAACGGGUUUGGAUCGAGCUCGACUCAUUGGGCAUCAGAGUCAAGAUCUCCUCCCCUCCCUUGUCCCUCCACUGUACCAACGAUCGUCUCUUGAUGGACAUCUUCAUCGAUGCCUUGGUCGACCAAGAGGACUUGCUGUGGCUCAUCUGGUGCCGCCAAUAUCUCCAAGUCACCACCCUCUCGGAACUCACCACCGCCGACGGGUGUUCCCUGACGGCAGCUUCUCUUGCCGGCCAACCCUCCGGACACUUUGUGACCAGCUACAAUUGGCCCCGAACUCGACGCCCUGGCCCCUCUCACUGGGACCUAUGGCGACGCGUCCUCUCUCAAGCUGUCCUCCGCCCCUACAGCCGCCGUCGCCGAUUGUUGCAGCCCCUCGGACCGUGGUCUGAUUCGCUAGACCGAUGGACCUGGCUCUUCUCUCGCACCGCUUUGAUCCUCUUCCAUCGGACGGACAAAAACCUGGCAAUCUACCGGCCCAUCAACUCGCGUUCACAUAAGACCUUCCGAAGGGAUCUUCACCACACCUGGACGGGCACCCUUCCCGGGGACGUCCAACGGGCCUCAGUCAACCUUCACCCACGGACAGCCUACGUCACUGUCACGGGCACAGCCCCUGUAGAUCCGCCCGACCAGGAGUCCCUGCCAGCCUCGAUCCUUCACAUCUGGAGGGAAUUGGCAGCCGACAUGGACGACGAUUGGGGAUGGGUUUCGGAACUCACCACCGCCAGCUUCUCUUGCCGGCCAACCCUCCGGACACUUUGUGACCAGCUACAAUUGGCCCCGAACUCGACGCCCUGGCCCCUCUUACUGGGACCUAUGGCGACGCGUCCUCUCUCAAGCUGUCCUCCGCCCCUACAGCCGCCGUCGCCGAUUGUUGCAGCCCCUCGGACCAUCCGCCCGACCAGGAGUCCCUGCCAGCCUCGAUCCUUCACAUCUGGAGGGAAUUGGCAGCCGACAUGGACGACGAUUGGGGAUGGGUUUCGGAACUCACCACCGCCAGCUUCUCUUGCCGGCCAACCCUCCGGACACUUUGUGACCAGCUACAAUUGGCCCCGAACUCGACGCCCUGGCCCCUCUUACUGGGACCUAUGGCGACGCGUCCUCUCUCAAGCUGUCCUCCGCCCCUACAGCCGCCGUCGCCGAUUGUUGCAGCCCCUCGGACCGUGGUCUGAUUCGCUAGACCGCUGGACCUGGCUCUUCUCUCGCACCGCUUUGAUCCUCUUCCAUCGGACGGACAAAAACCUGGCAAUCUACCGGCCCAUCAACCCGCGUUCACAUAAGACCUUCCGAAGGGAUCUUCACCACACCUGGACGGGCACCCUUCCCGGGGACGUCCAACGGGCCUCAGUCAACCUUCACCCACGGACAGCCUACGUCACUGUCACGGGCACAGCCCCUGUAGAUCCGCCCGACCAGGAGUCCCUGCCAGCCUCGAUCCUUCACAUCUGGAGGGAAUUGGCAGCCGACAUGGACGACGAUUGGGGAUGGGUUUCGGAACUCACCACCGCCAGCUUCUCUUGCCGGCCAACCCUCCGGACACUUUGUGACCAGCUACAAUUGGCCCCGAACUCGACGCCCUGGCCCCUCUUACUGGGACCUAUGGCGACGCGUCCUCUCUCAAGCUGUCCUCCGCCCCUACAGCCGCCGUCGCCGAUUGUUGCAGCCCCUCGGACCAUCCGCCCGACCAGGAGUCCCUGCCAGCCUCGAUCCUUCACAUCUGGAGGGAAUUGGCAGCCGACAUGGACGACGAUUGGGGAUGGGUUUCGGAACUCACCACCGCCAGCUUCUCUUGCCGGCCAACCCUCCGGACACUUUGUGACCAGCUACAAUUGGCCCCGAACUCGACGCCCUGGCCCCUCUUACUGGGACCUAUGGCGACGCGUCCUCUCUCAAGCUGUCCUCCGCCCCUACAGCCGCCGUCGCCGAUUGUUGCAGCCCCUCGGACCGUGGUCUGAUUCGCUAGACCGCUGGACCUGGCUCUUCUCUCGCACCGCUUUGAUCCUCUUCCAUCGGACGGACAACAACCUGGCAAUCUACCGACCCAUCAACACGCGUUCACAUAAGACCUUCCGAAGGGAUCUUCACCACACCUGGACGGGCGCCCUUCCCGGGGACGUCCAACGGGCCUCAGUCAACCUUCACCCACGGACAGCCUACGUCACUGUCACGGGCACAGCCCCUGUAGAUCCACCAGACCAGGAGUCCUUGCCAGCCUCGAUCCUUCACAUCUGGAGGGAAUUGGCAGCCGAUAUGGACGACGAUUGGGGAUGGGUCCCGGAAUACAUCUACAUUGAGGGUGACAAACAAGUCCUACUGGAGGCACUGGAGAAGGGAAAGCUACGGGUGAUCAGCGAUGGCUCCUUCAAGCAACAAGUGGGCACAGCCGCAGUCCAGCUAUGA